Messenger RNA from Magallana angulata, 1987 nucleotides. RefSeq lists its product as uncharacterized. Lineage: Eukaryota; Metazoa; Mollusca; Bivalvia; Ostreida; Ostreidae. The record is from RefSeq and is a predicted model, not a curated record. The transcript has 5 exons. Bases 59 to 841 code for a protein of 260 amino acids.
GAAUGAUUGCGGAUUUGCAAGUUUAAGACGGAUUAAUAACUUGCUGCUCAGCCCUCAGAUGGGUUUUAACAAAACAAAAAAAAAAAACAAAAUGGAUUCCUGGUUGUUGAUACUUUCACUCCUCGCGGUGCUUGAUGGAGGACAAAGCUGCUCCUACCCACAGUACAUCCAGAAUACUACUUGGCUGGACAGCACAAAGGGUCGCGUGGUGUACGGGGACCAAACCAUGACAGGCUGGGCCUUCUACGCCUUCUCUCAGCUAAUCUCAGACUGGGAGUGCUUCCUUAAAGAUGACCACUUCAUUGUCUCAAGGUCAACUACAACAAUUAAAGUAUUUGGAGCGGAGGUGCAUGCCUAUCUCUGUCAGAAGCCGAGUUUGAUUGGGGAGAACGCCAUUUAUUACUAUACAAUGACAGAUGAGGAGGAAAAUGCUGGGAAAGAAAGGGUUCACGUGACUGCAGCGGACAUCAGUGGAGUUUGUACCGUGUGUAAUUCUGCUUCUUCCCCGACUGAUGAGGAGUUCCGAGUUCUGGUCAAAGAAGGGAGCAGCGAUAUGCCUGCAUUGUCCGUAUCUCCAGUUGUCGGGUGCAAUCCUUGUGUCCUGCAGUGCGAUAUACCGGGAUCUCCGCCUGUACCGACCACGACAAGUCACAGUCCAAUCAAAGACGUUGUUGAAAUAACACACAAAAAGCCAACAAUAAAAGCAGCGGACACGGAUGGUGAUGAACAAUUAAAACACAAAACUAAUGCUGGACUCGUCGUAGGCAUUGUCAUUGCAAUUUUAGCGUUAUUGUCUGUUGGUAUUGGUGCUGUAGUUUGGUACUUCCGGUUUAGAAAGUAAAUAAAUGUAAAAAAUUGUACACGUCUCUGUGUCUGAGCUAACAAUUAUAUGAUACAUGUACAUUUGUCAAAACUAACAAAUUCAGAAGAUGAGACUGUCACUCAGCCAACUGAAUGGUACUGAAUCAUUCUAUCAUCUUCACGUUACUUACAGUCACUACUUUGUUGGCUGUACGACAGAGUUUUAUCUUGUAAAAUGUUUAAUGAUUCAGGUAUGGUAAUUAAUACUUCUAGCAAGAAAAAGCGACUUAUGGUAAGGAAUAUCGACUCGCUAACGUUCUACCUUAUGAAAAAGGUGAUAUUAUAUGAAAUUAGCCCCGUAGCGAGAAGAUGCGUAAACUAUGGAUUUUGUUUAAUCACUUUACAUCUAAAAGCAUUCUCCUUUGGUCUUGAUCAUACUUAAUUAAACUUUACAUGGAUGAUAAACAAAUUGUUUUUACUAUCAAUAGUGACAAAGUCGAGAUCAAACUCUGAUGUAUCAUCAUAGUCAAUUUUUGCAAUUUGAGACAAUUUGUCGUCAGUUUAAAGUUACACACGUACACCAAAAGCCUUCCCAGUAAACUUAGGCAACGCAAAACCUAAAGUACAAGGUACUCUAGAAUUCAUUGCAAAUCAUUCCUUGCACCGAAGGCGGGCAUCAAUUUAGAUUUUUCUUUGUCUAAAUCUUUUUCUAAAAGACUGUUAAUAUCUCAUUGCCUAACUAACGGGAAAUCAGAAUUUAUUGAAGUUUGAAUAAUGAACCUGAUCACGAAGGUCCGUACGUGAGUGACGCCAGGGUCUAUACACGAACAAAAUUAAGGCCAAGGUGGCACGCGCCAAGUUAUGAAAGCGUUUCAAGGCUGUUAAAAAGUCAUGAAAAAUGCACAUCAUUAACCCAAGAGUAAAAGUGACAAUGCAACAAUGUAUACCUAUGGUUUUUGUCUCCAAGAAUAAUCUGAACAUCAUGUAUCAUUAAAGCGUUAUUAUCAUAAUUGUUUUAUCAUAAUAAGACAUUUUAAUAUGUCAUAAGAAUAAAUAUUAUAUUCCAAUUAUUGUAUCUGUAUAUAGUUGCUGUCAGUAAAUUCGUUUUUAGGACCACCAUAAGAACUAGUUUUGUAAGCUAAUUGUGCUAUCCUGCGUAUAAAUAAAAGGCAUUAUCAUUAUUAUA